Molecule: messenger RNA, 2390 nt
Organism: Haliotis rufescens (red abalone)
Lineage: Eukaryota; Metazoa; Mollusca; Gastropoda; Lepetellida; Haliotidae
Product: protein O-mannosyl-transferase TMTC4-like
Exons: 16
Biological process (GO): endoplasmic reticulum unfolded protein response; protein O-linked glycosylation via mannose
Cellular component (GO): endoplasmic reticulum
Molecular function (GO): protein binding; mannosyltransferase activity
Source: RefSeq, a predicted model, not a curated record
UGUGACCUGUUUGAGGAUCAGUGAGUAUCAAGUCAGCAGCAAGGAUGUCAUUGGGAAGGGAAUUUGUUUAGUCCUAUAUCGACAUGGUCUUUUGGAGUCAGCCAGUAUUUCCUCAACACAUGUGAGUUGGAAAAACAGCCUUCUGUACAAAGACAAGCGACGUUGUUGUCAACAAGCUGUUAUUUCCCCGUGUAUCGUGUGUUUACGUCGAGGCAUGGCACAUGACUAGAAUAAUAAACGUGUGAUGAUGGCCACAAGUACAUCGACCUCCAGAUUCCCCAAGACCGAUGGCCAUGUAAGCAGCUACCAGCAACAAGAAUGGGAUUACGCGCUGCCUGUACCCAAACUCAGCUUCUCUGUGGCAUCUGUCCUCGUCUUCUGUCUGGCGGUACUGUGCUUCGCGAACAGUCAUGACGGAGCGUUUAUUUUUGAUGAUCUGUCGGCCAUUACUACAAACAAAGACUUGCUCCCCGAGGCCCCGCUCUCAACCAUUUUCGCUCAUGACUUUUGGGGAAAUAAGUUGGACAACAGAAGUCACAAGUCCUACAGACCCCUCACGGUGAUGACGUACAGGUGGAACUAUGCCUGGGCAGGUGGCCUUCAUCCUCGGGGCUUCCACGUUGUCAACAUCGUCCUGCACGGCUUGGUGUCGGUCAUCUUCCUGGCAGUAUUCUCUGUCCUCAUGUCUGGUUACCAGGUGGACCAGGAAUCUGCCAGGCCGGUGUUUGCCUCGCCCCGAGCUUCUCUCCUGUGUGCUGUGUUGUUUGCUGUGCAUCCCAUUCACACUGAAAGUGUAGCAGGGGUCGUGGGUCGGGCUGAUCUGCUGUGUGCCUUGACCUUCCUCCUUUCAUUCCUGCUGUACGCCAGGGCCUGCCUCUCACCUACAUCCCUGGUCAGUUACCGUCCCGCGUCCUUCUCCCUGGUGUCUCUACUGGCCAGUAUGUGCCUGUGUGUCGUGUCCACCUUCUGUAAGGAGCAGGGCAUCACUGUCAUAGGUAUAUGUAGUGUUUAUGACAUCAUCAUGGUGUGUCGAGUCCAUCCCGUGCAAUGGCUGUCAAAUAGGAAACACCGUGUCAAAGAUAAGCAGGAAAUGAAUCUCUGGAUCAAGGGUCUCCUCGUGCGUCACCUCAUCCUGUUCCUGACUGGCGUGUCACUCCUCUUCACUCGACUUAGAAUCAAUGGAUUUGAAACACCAAAAUUCACUUUGGAAGACAAUCCACAUUCGUUUGUAAAUGGCACUAUAUCGAAAAUUUUGAACUACAAUUACAUCUAUGCCAUCAACGUUUGGCUGCUGUUGAAUCCAUGGUGGCUAUGUUGUGAUUGGUCGAUGGGCUGUAUACCUGUCAUCACCUCAUUGGCUGAUCCCAGAAUACUGGCAGACAUAGCUCUCUGGGCUGGGUUUGGUGUUUUGUUCUGUCAUUGUUUCCAUGGUGAACUCAAUAGAGAUCGAAGGAUCCUGAUAACCUCUCUGGCAGUGUUGGGUAUUCCCUUCCUGCCCGCCAGCAACCUGUUUUUCCGUGUGGGCUUCGUGAUCGCAGAGAGGAACCUGUACCUGUCCUGUGCUGGCUUCUGUAUGUUGGUGGUGCUCGGGGCAAGGCAGAUCUGCCAUCAACUGUAUCCCACAACCAAGAAGUGUGUGUCAGUCGGGUUUAUAGUCAUCAUACUGCUGUUUCUUCUACGAUCGAUGGAGAGGAGCAAGGAUUUCAGGGGAGAAGUGGCGUUAUUCACAUCUGGAGCCAACGUGUGCCCCCUGAAUGCUAAGAUUCACUACAACAUUGGAAACGUCCAAGAUAAGAACAACAAUACAGAUAUUGCUAUUGGUGAAUACAGGCUAGCUUUAAAGCUGCAUCCACAGUACCACGCUGCAUUGAUAAACCUGGGAGUCAUCCUGCGGAAGAGAGGCAAUGGAUUGGAGGCAAAGGAGCUUCUGGAGAGAGCCAUCGGUCACAGACCAGACUCAGAAGAGGCAUGGAUGAACCUGGGCAUUGUGCAGGCUCAGCUGAAUGAACCAGAGUCUUCAGAGGCCAGCUUCCUCCGGGCCCUUCAUCUCCACAGCGCGUGCACAGACUGUCACUACAACCUGGGUAACCUGUACAAGUUCCUUGGACGUCAUGAAGACGCUAUCACUGCGUACCGGAACGCUACUCAGAUCAGUCCGACCCACGCUGGAGCCUGGAAAAACUCUUUCCUCAUCCUUGAUCAGCUGGGGAAGUACGACCAGGCUAUUGUGGUGGGUAGGAAGGCUGUGGUUCUGCUUCCCGAAGAGACGGGCCUGAUGGCUCGUGUGGCCAGUGUCUUCGUCAAAGUAAAGAUGUAUCAGGAAGGGGAAAAACUCUUUCUGAAGGCCCUACGAAGAGACAAAUCCAAGUAUUACAUACAUCAUAACCUAG